AUGGCGGAAGAAAAAAAGGCCCAGGGCCUUAUCUUAAGUCUAUUUAUUGAGUGUCUCGGGAGUCCCAAGCGUGGGGCUCUGAUUAAACAGAUGUCUUGGGCUUUAUUUUCUGGGCAACCACAGCGUACUGCUCUUAUUCCUCUUUAUGGAGACCCUGAAGCAGCCCACGGAGGAGUCUCUUCAAGAAUUAUUGAUAGAUCAUAUCGCGAUAUAUUAUCUACUUUACUUCGCGAUGACACAGAUACUGUUCUUUAA
Penicillium taxi is the source of this 255-nucleotide messenger RNA. RefSeq lists its product as uncharacterized. The coding region runs from base 1 to 255 and encodes 84 amino acids. The transcript has 2 exons. The record is from RefSeq and is a predicted model, not a curated record. Lineage: Eukaryota; Fungi; Ascomycota; Eurotiomycetes; Eurotiales; Aspergillaceae.